AGCAGCUUGAACGGCAGAGGGCGGCAGAGACAAAAGCUAGCAUUGUGCAAGCUAAGUAAGACAACUCCAGCUCCAGGUGGACCCUUUGCCUUCGUUUGGAGGCAACAAUCAACCUUGUCAGCAUAGUCCAACAUUCGCUCGCUUCCUGCUGGGGCGCUGUUAACUUUUCUGACCAUGGUCGCAGCUGACCAGAAAGCGGGCUCGGGCCUUUUGACGCCCAUCGACAAGGAGGAGGACUUUGUCGAGAAGCUAUGCAGUACUGGCAUCAAAGUUGUGGAGGUCUAUUCGCCUUGGGUGGGCCCAUGCGUAGCCAUCCACCCCACCCUGAAACAGCUCAGGACCGUCCUCUCAGACAACCCCAGCACUGCAGAAGUGUCUGUGGAGUUCCUCUCAGUACCCAGUGAUCAGAUUGCAGAGCUCGAGCAGUUCCAGGGGAAGUCGCAGCCUCACUUCCUUUUGUAUCAGAACGGUCAUCUGAAGGAGACGAUUGAUGGUGCGAAUGCCCCGGCUCUGACAAAGUCGGUGACCUCUCUAGCUGCCGAAGCGGCUGAUUCUCAGGAGAAUCUAGACGACAAUCCGAGGUUUGUUAAGAAGCGGGAAGAGCAGGUUGCGCGAUACAAUUCCGUAACAAAACCCUCUCAGUGAUUCAACCUUCUGUGAGUUCUGCUUAUGUCGGACCCCCUGUCGAUCUUAUCGGCUUAUCGACAAAGAGCUGUG
Klebsormidium nitens is the source of this 717-nucleotide messenger RNA. NCBI's taxonomy places the organism in Eukaryota, Viridiplantae, Streptophyta, Klebsormidiophyceae, Klebsormidiales, Klebsormidiaceae. The record is from the annotation of a GenBank genome assembly.